AUGCUUGAGUUUCCUCCCCGCACGUUUGUUGGAUGCUGCACAGCCAACAAACGUACAGCCCAUGAAAAUAGCUCAACUCUUAAAGCAAGCCAUGCAAGACUUAUAGACCACCUAAUGCAUGGGUACAACAAGGGGGUGAGACCUGUGCAAGACUGGAGAAAGGCCACAGAUGUGUAUGUAGAUCUCUUCAUAUAUGCCAUUCUGGCAGUGGAGGAGAAGGAGCAGUUAAUUACAACUUACAUCUGGUAUCAUCAGAGCUGGUUUGAUGAGUUUCUUACUUGGGAUCCAGAGGAAUUUGAUAAUGUAACAAAAAUUUCAGUUCCUGUAAGUUGGAUAUGGGUACCAGAUAUAAUGGUCAUGGAACUAGUGGAUGCUGGGAAACUUCCAGAAGACAGUUAUGUCUACAUUGAUUCUACUGGCAAAGUCUAUAACAACAAGCCCUUUCAAAUACAAUCUACCUGCACCUUCGACAUCUAUUAUUUUCCAUUUGAUCGUCAGAACUGCUCCAUAACGUUCACUAGCUGGACUCACACAAGGUUAAAUAUACACUGA
Messenger RNA from Bufo gargarizans (Asiatic toad), 552 nucleotides. RefSeq names its product 5-hydroxytryptamine receptor 3A-like. Bases 1 to 552 code for a protein of 183 amino acids. Gene Ontology annotation, biological process: regulation of membrane potential; chemical synaptic transmission; nervous system process. Gene Ontology annotation, molecular function: neurotransmitter receptor activity; transmembrane signaling receptor activity; extracellular ligand-gated monoatomic ion channel activity. Lineage: Eukaryota; Metazoa; Chordata; Amphibia; Anura; Bufonidae. The transcript has 6 exons. The record is from RefSeq and is a predicted model, not a curated record. Gene Ontology annotation, cellular component: membrane; neuron projection; synapse.